Molecule: messenger RNA, 3513 nt
Organism: Oppiella nova
Lineage: Eukaryota; Metazoa; Arthropoda; Arachnida; Sarcoptiformes; Oppiidae
Source: the annotation of a GenBank genome assembly
AUGAUAUUGGGCCCGUCGAUCAUCAACGCCGAACGGAUGUCAAUCGUGCGGUACUCGGAGGGCCUGUACACCGACGACGCGGCCAUAUUGAGCGCCGCCUCGAAGCAGAGGUACUACAAAGACAUCUUCGCCCACUUCAAGAACCUCGACGUCACCACCUAUUUAGCACUCAUCACAUCCACGUUAUCCGUGGCGCUCGUCCUGUCCCUCGGCUUAAGAGUCACUUAUUUCAGAGCAUUUUGGAUGGUUUUGAAGGCUUUCUGCUAUAAACCGAUUGAUAAAUACCUGAGUCUAUCGAUGGAGACAUUCGUGUUAAUCAUAUACUCGAUUCUGAUGGUUAUGUUCUGGAUUGACAUCAACAAAGUGAUCGGCGCUUAUAUGAUCACCAAUCAGGCCGAGGAUGUGAUCGACUCGCUUGAAGAUAUCAUCGAAAAUGUAGACAUUAUUCCCAGUGUUAAUAAAGGGAGCGCUUUUACUUACUAUUUCAAUAACCAAAACGAUACGAUGGAAAGGGAGAUCUGGAGGCGAAUUGUUGACCACAAUAAUCAGGCCUUCUUUAGACGAAACUCAGUAAAAGAUGUGGUCUGUUAUUUAGAGGACAAAUGUGUGAUUGAAGUGAAAACCCGAAAGCUGUGCAAAAAGUGUCGCUUAGAAAAGUGCCUUGCUGCUGGAAUGAGAAAGGAAUUCAUACAAAACAAAGAGCAGAAGGAAUUGAGAAGAAUUACAAUCGAAGAAAACAAGCGAAAGAAAGCCGACCGACGGGACAGUAAUGACAAUAAGAUACAGGAGUCGGUCAGUAGUGGUGACUCCCGAGACUCCAUGCGAUUUGACUCGCAAUUCAAAUGCGAGAAAGUGUUUGAACUAAACAGAAACGUGCAAAAAGAUAUCCUGACACUAAACCAGUGCAUUGCGAAUCAAAUGAAUCACUCGGUUAUGGACGCGAACCAGAAUUUCUUGCUAUAUUUAUUCACACCACUCAUGAGACCUAUUAAUACCUAUAACGACUGGAAUGAGAUUGAAUGCAAGCGACUGUCCGAUCUGUAUCUGGCGUCCAAUCUCUUCAGAUACCCGUCCACUGAACACCACUUUGAGGCCAAGGAUAUCAUGCAUUACUAUAAGAUGUGGGGAAAUAGGCUAGAAGUGGACGUACAGGAUAUUGUCAAAUAUACCAAAGACGUGACUAAGCUUGUGGACAUUUGCGAGGAUGAUAAACUAACCUUGAUUAAACAGGGCUGUAUGGAGAUCAUAGCGAUAAGGGCUAUUUAUUGCUGGGACAGUCAGUCUGAAAAGUGGACUAUAUUUAUGGACAACAGCAACUCAUUUGUAAUACCAUUAGAUUUGCUGAGGAAUGAGAAAAGAAAUCUUUACAAUACCUAUAAGUCUUACUUCAGGAAAAUACUUCCCGAAUGGAACUGGGAUUCAGUUAUUCUCGAUUUGCUGACAGCUAUCGUACUGUUUAAUCCAAACCGUUUAAAUCUGGUCAACAGAGAUGCCAUUAAAUAUCAGCAGCAAAUGUACAUUCAUUUACUUCAGCGAUACCUAAUGUUGAGGUUUCGAUGGGAAUGGCAGUGGAAGUCCAAGAUGUCUAACCUUAUGAGCGCUUUGAUUGAUUUACAACUUGUCAGUCAAAUCGAGAUUCAAAACGGCAUCGAAGAGCGAAACUCAGUCAAAGAUGUGAUAUUGAAAUGUAAUUUUGAAGGCAAAUGUGUGAUUGAAGUGAAAACCCGUAAGCUGUGCAAAAAAUGUCGCUUAGAAAAGUGCCUUGCUGCUGGAAUGAGAAAGGAAUUCAUACAAAACAAAGAGCAGAAGGAAUUGAGAAGAAUUACAAUCGAAGAAAACAAGCGAAAGAAAGCCGACCGACGGGACAGUAAUGACAAUAAGAUACAGGAGUCGGUCAGUAGUGGCGACUCCCGAGACUCCGUGCGAUUUGACCCGCAAUUCAAAUGCGAUAAAGUGUUUGAACUGAACAGAAACGUGCAAAAAGAUAUCCUGACAUUAAACCAGUGCAUCUCGAGUCACAUGAAUAACUCGGUUAUGGACGCGAACCAGAAUUUCUUGCUAUACUUAUUCACACCACUCAUGAGACCUAUUAAUACCUAUAAUGACUGGAAUGAGAUUGAAUGCAAGCGACUGUCCGAUCUGUAUCUGGCUUCCAAUCUCUUCAGAUACCCGUCCACUGAACACCACUUUGAGGCCAAGGAUAUCAUGCAUUACUAUAAGAUGUGGGGAAAUAGGCUGGAAGUGGACGUACAGGAUAUUGUCAAAUAUACCAAAAACGUGACUAAGCUUGUGGACAUUUGCGAGGAUGAUAAACUAACCUUGAUUAAACAGGGCUGUAUGGAGAUUAUAGCGAUAAGGGCUAUUUAUUGCUGGGACAGACAACAGCAACUCAUUUGUAAUACCAUUAGAUUUGCUGAGGAAUAUAAUGACAAUAAGAUACAGGAGUCGGUCAGUAGUGGCGACUCCCGAGACUCCGUGCGAUUUGACUCGCAAUUCAAAUGCGAUAAAGUGUUUGAACUGAACAGAAACGUGCAAAAAGAUAUCCUGACACUAAACCAGUGCAUUACGAGUCACAUGAAUCACUCGGUUAUGGACGCGAACCAGAAUUUCUUGCUAUACUUAUUCACACCACUCAUGAGACCUAUUAAUACCUAUAACGACUGGAAUGAGAUUGAAUGCAAACGGCUGUCCGACUUGUGUCUCGCUUCAAAUCUCUUCAGAUACCCGUUCACUGAACACCACUUUGAGGCCAAGGAUAUCACCCAUUACUAUCAGAUGUGGGGUAAUAGACUGGAAGUGGACGCACAGAAUAUUGUCAAAUAUACCAAAGACAUGACUAAGCUUAUAGGCGUAUGCGAGGAUGAUAAGCUAACCUUGAUCAAACAGGGCUGUAUGGAGAUUAUAUUGUUAAGGGCUAACUAUUGUUGGGACAGUCAGGCUGAAAAGUGGACUAUAUUUCUGGACAACAGCAACUCAUUUGUAAUACCAUUAGAUUUGCUGAGGAAUGAGAAAAGAAAUCUUUACAAUACCUAUAAGUCUUACUUCAGGAAAAUACUUCCCGAAUGGAACUGGGAUUCAGUUAUUCUCGAUCUGUUGACAGCUAUCGUACUGUUUAAUCCAAAUCGUCUAAAUCUGGUCAACAAGGAUGCCGUUAAAUUUCAGCAGCAAAUGUAUAUCCAUUUACUUCAGCGAUACCUAAUGUUGAGGUUUCGAUGGGAAUGGCAGUGGAAGUCCAAGAUGUCUAACCUUAUGAACGCAUUGAUUGAUUUACAACUUGUCAGUCAAAUCGAGAUUCAAAACGGCAUCGAAGAAUAUCAGCAGCAAAUGUACAUUCAUUUACUUCAGCGAUACCUAAUGUUGAGGUUUCGGUGGGAAUGGCAGUGGAAGUCCAAGAUGUCUAACCUUAUGAACGCAUUGAUUGAUUUACAACUUGUCAGUCAAAUCGAGAUUCAAAACGGCAUCGAAGAGUAUAUUCAGUAUUUUGGACCUAUUUUUAGGGAAAUUCUUGAGUAA